UAUGCGCGAGGCGCCCGUCAAGUGUUGACAGAAGCAGCAGGAACUGUCAAAGCGAACUAGCUAGCUAGCAAGCUAACGACCGCGAACCCGAAUGGAGAGAUUAUAACGCAAUUUGUCAAGAAAAACAACCAACAUUGUUUAAGAUAACACUGCUUACAGUGUAAAUCUACAACGAAGCAAUGGCAGAGGACCAAAGUACUCAACCAUGGUCCAUCAAUAAGGAUGACUAUGUUCUCAAUGAGGUGAUAGGGAGUGGUGCCACAGCUGUGGUGCAGGCAGCCUACUGUGAGCCAAGAAAGGAGAGAGUGGCCAUCAAGCGCAUCAACCUGGAGAAAUGUCAGACCAGCAUGGAUGAGCUCCUGAAAGAGAUUCAAGCUAUGAGUCAGUGCCAUCACCCGAACAUUGUUUCCUACUACACCUCCUUUGUAGUGAAGGAUGAGCUAUGGUUGGUCAUGAAGCUGCUAAGUGGUGGCUCGGUGUUGGACAUCAUCAAGCAUAUCAUCUCCCGUGGGGAACACAAGAAUGGGGUGCUAGAUGAGUCCAGCAUUGCCACCAUUCUGAGAGAGGUACUGGAGGGCCUGGAGUACCUUCACAAGAACGGACAGAUUCACAGGGAUCUGAAGGCAGGAAACAUUCUGCUUGGAGACGAUGGGUCGGUGCAAAUUGCAGAUUUUGGUGUGAGUGCCUUUCUAGCAGCCGGAGGUGACAUGACCAGGAACAAGGUGCGGAAGACGUUUGUUGGAACUCCUUGCUGGAUGGCCCCGGAGGUGAUGGAGCAGGUCAGGGGUUAUGACUACAAAGCAGAUAUCUGGAGCUUCGGGAUAACCGCCAUCGAACUGGCCACAGGAGCCGCGCCUUAUCAUAAAUACCCACCCAUGAAGGUGUUGAUGCUGACCCUGCAGAAUGACCCCCCCUCUCUGGAGACGGGCAUCACAGACAAGGAGAUGGUGAAGAAGUACGGCAAGUCCUUCAGAAAGAUGAUCUCUCUGUGUUUACAGAAGGACCCGGAGAAAAGGCCAACAGCUGCUGAACUUCUGAAGCACAAGUUUUUCACUAAAGCAAAGAGUAAUGAGUACUUGGAGGAGAAGCUGCUUCAGAAGGGGCCAACGAUAACCGACCGAUCGAAAAAGGUGCGUAGGGUCCCUGGCUCAAGUGGCCGGCUCCACAAGACCGAGGACGGAGAGUGGGAGUGGAGCGACGACGAGCUGGAUGAAGAGAGUGAAGAAGGGAAGGCUGCUGUGGCGGCAUUAAGGUCACCCAGAGUGAAGGAUGGAUCUCAAAAUUUAGAGAUCUUCCCCCCUGCAGAUGGGAGCUCUGGUCUCCUGCAGCCCUCAGGUCCAGUCAAGGACCUCUCAGACACCAGCCAGGCCCCAGCAGAAACCACCCAGACAGCAAGCCUUUCACAAGUCCCCUCUGCACAGGACCCAGCUGCUCCUAAUGCGCUCAAAGUUCCUAUCAGCCUGGUACUGAGGUUGAGGAAUUUAAAGAAAGAACUGAAUGACAUUCGGUUUGAGUUCAUGCCAGGCAGAGACUCAGCUGAUGGGGUCUCUCAGGAGUUGGUUUCUGCAGGGCUGGUUGAUGGGAAAGACCUAGUUGUUGUGGCUGCCAAUCUGCAGAAAAUUGUUGAUGAUCCCCAAAACAAUAAAAAUGUCACAUUUAAACUUGCUUCCGGCCUGGAUGAGUCUGAAAUUCCUGACGAUGUAAAGCUUAUGGGAUUUGCUCAGCUCAGCAUAAGUUAACUCACAGACAACGGACAACAAAGGACAACAAGAGAUGGUAUUGCACAGAUGCAUAGUACUCAAUUCCAAGAAACCACUACUGCCAAAGAGAAGAGCUAAGUCAUCAUCCCACAGGACUGCUGGCUGCAGGUGGACCUGUUUCAGAAAGGGCCCAGUACAAAACAUGAGUCUUGAAGAGCUUACAGCGGGCAUGUUAAUGGGAGGAUGCAAUCAACUACUUGGGCUUUCUUUCUGUUUUCAUACAUUAGCGCAAUCCAUGCAAACUCCUGCCAGUACUGGAAGUCAUUACAAUAAAGGCCUUUUUAUCAAAUGUGCCACUGAACACACAACGUAAGUGUUGUGCCACGGCUAUUUAGCAUCUUGAUACUAGUAUUGGAAUUUAUUCAACGUAAACAGAGACUUGGAUUUAGCUAGCAUGAUAUGAUGGAAAUAGUCAUUUCUGUGGUUAACAUUUAGGAAUCAGACAACAUAGCCCAUUGUUUUUAAGAGACCGCUUGUGUAUAGUUUAUUUGGAAAUCUAUUUGACGACCUACCAUUCAAGUAUUGGUUAAAUAACUUCCAGACUUUAAUCUAAUAAAAUUGGGAACCCCAGUUCUUCA
This is a messenger RNA of Osmerus eperlanus (European smelt), 2338 nucleotides long. RefSeq names its product serine/threonine-protein kinase OSR1-like. The transcript is spliced from 18 exons. Lineage: Eukaryota; Metazoa; Chordata; Actinopteri; Osmeriformes; Osmeridae. Gene Ontology annotation, cellular component: cytoplasm. Bases 180 to 1739 code for a protein of 519 amino acids. Gene Ontology annotation, molecular function: ATP binding; protein serine/threonine kinase activity. The record is from RefSeq and is a predicted model, not a curated record. Gene Ontology annotation, biological process: protein phosphorylation.